Emiliania huxleyi CCMP1516 is the source of this 828-nucleotide messenger RNA. RefSeq lists its product as hypothetical. The record is from RefSeq and is a predicted model, not a curated record. Lineage: Eukaryota; Haptophyta; Isochrysidales; Noelaerhabdaceae. The transcript is spliced from 6 exons. The coding region runs from base 281 to 580 and encodes 99 amino acids.
AGGUGGAGAGCCACGACCUGCCCUUCAUCGACGUGGCGCCGCUCCCACUCCGGCUUCAAGUACACGCACUUCGACAUCGCCGCCGGCCUCGCCACCACCGCGUCCGGGCCGGGCGGCGCUGAGGUGCUGCCGGCCAUGCGCACCUCCAGAGGCGAAGGCGCGACACGGGCUCGGCCGGGCGCACUCUGUGUCAUUAUUACCGGCGAGUGAUGACGGACUAGACGGGCUCGCGGGCUCCUCCUCGCUCUCGAACCUCGCCGAGCUGCAGUACUCGCCGUCGAUGCGGCCGAUCCAGCGCCGGUCGGGAGAGGCGAGGCUCGUCGGAGACCCGUCGCCGCGCAGGCCGAGCGAGGCGGUCGGCGAGAGCGGCGAGCCAAUCAGCCGCGGCGGCGGAGGCGGAGGUGGAGGUGGCGGCGGAGGAGGCGGCGGCGGCGGAGGAGGGGGAGGGGGAGGGGGAGGGGGAGGAGGCGCCGAGGGGUGGGGCAGCCGUGGGGCGGACGGGGCGUGCGGCGGCGACGAGGCCAAGUGGCAGCGCACGGCCUGCAGCUGGAGCAGCGCGAGGGGGUCUGCGCCGAGGUGAGGCGCCGCCCUCGGGGGGGAGGCGGAGACGCGCGGCCUCUCCCUCCCCGAGGUUGGCACUCGCCGGCGCGCCUCGCGUGGGCUCUUGCACUCUCUGCAUGGGUGCGUUAACUCUCUCGCCGGCGCGCUCACGCUCUCCGACGUCGUUCUGUUGAGAAGAGAGUAUUGGGGCAGGUACUGUCGUGCAUGUGUUUGGUUCUCGUGCACGUAUACGGUAUUGUCGGAGCCGAAUUCGCUUGCGUCCGCAAA